GUUCAUCGUAACCAAGGGCGGCGCUGCCGAAGACGUCAUCCUCGAGGACAAGACGUACGACGACGUUACCAACGACGAGGCUUUUGUGGAGAAACGCGUCGAGGACAUCUCGCGGCUCCUCUCGCGGGCCCCGAGGCCCGACAGCAUGCGCAUUCUCGACUGCGUCGGCUAUUUUCCCGACCACCUCGGCCGCUGCUUCUCCUUCAUCUUCAAGUUCCCGGCCGGCGCGGACGUGUCUACGCCCCCGGUCUCCCUGCACCAUCUCAUGUCAGCGAAGCCGGGCUAUGACAAUCGCAGCAACAGCAGCGGAGGAACGUCACUUCCCAUGCUCGCGCCAAGCCUCGGCGAGCGCUUCGCCCUGGCUCGUACGCUGGCGCGGGCGCUGAUGCUGCUGCAGGCGUGCGGCGCGCUGCACAAGGCGUUCGGGUCGCGCAACAUUCUCUUCUUCCGCUUCCCGGGCCCGGGGACGAUAACCGGGACAGACGGGGGGCAUCCUUAUUACCACGAACAUUACGACCUGCAGCGGCCGUACAUUGCCGGCUUUGGGUACGCGCGGCUGCACGGCAGAGACUCUUCGUCGGACGACUACACCGGCAGUGGCGCGCUCCUCGGCCACGUCGAGCGGCAGCUGCUGUACGCGCACCCCGAGUACGCCUUCACGACCCAGCAGCGCUACCUGAAAGUCUUUGACCUGUACAGCCUCGGGCUGCUGCUCGCCGAGAUCGCGCUGUGGCAGCCGCUCGAGGACAUUGCCAGGCACUACUUUCCCUCCUCCUGCCCAACCACCACCACCACCAACACCAACCAGCAGCAGUGGGGCCAAUGCACUCGGCACGCGCUGCGCCGUGCCCUAUUCGCCGACAUGUCGCGCUUCUGCUCCGUCGUGGGCGACAAGUACACGCGCGUCGUGGCACGGUGCAUCUCGGGCUGUUUUGACGACGCCGACGGCAUGCCGCGCGAGCUGCGCGAGAGCGACAAGGUGGAUGAUGACAGGCUUGGCAGUCAAGAGGGCCAGGAUGGAGGUGAUGCAGAGUUCCAGGAGAUGGUGGAGAGGAAUAUUGUGCGCGAAUUGGCUAGGCUGGUAGUUUGAGGCCCUAUUUUAAUCAAGU
This is a messenger RNA of Lasiosphaeria miniovina, 1109 nucleotides long. RefSeq lists its product as uncharacterized. Gene Ontology annotation, molecular function: protein kinase activity; ATP binding. The transcript has a single exon. Lineage: Eukaryota; Fungi; Ascomycota; Sordariomycetes; Sordariales; Lasiosphaeriaceae. The record is from RefSeq and is a predicted model, not a curated record. The annotation marks the transcript as partial. Gene Ontology annotation, biological process: protein phosphorylation.